GCUGACUGUGCUGGAGCAAUGGCGCCGGCCUUUGGGGCCACUGGCCCGAGCGUGUAAGUGGCUUCCGAGGCCGGAGAGCGGGAAGCUGCGGGCAGCAGCCGUGACGGACGGGGUCCGAGUUCCCCAAGAGCUUCAUCAUGAGUUUCUUAAUCGACUCCAGCAUCAUGGUCACUUCCCAGGUGCUCUUCUUUGGCUUCGGAUGGUUAUUCUUCAUGCGACAGCUGUUCAAGGACUAUGAGGUGCGCCAGUAUGUUGUACAAGUGAUCUUUUCUGUGACCUUUGCCUUCUCCUGUACCAUGUUUGAGCUCAUCAUCUUCGAAAUCUUGGGAGUGCUUAAUAGUAGUUCCCGUUAUUUUCACUGGAAGUUGAAUCUGUGUGUAAUUCUGCUGAUCCUUGUUUUUAUGGUGCCUUUCUACAUCGGUUAUUUUAUUGUGAGCAACAUCCGACUCUUGCAUCGACAACGACUGCUUUUUUCCUGUGGCCUGUGGUUGACCUUCAUGUACUUCUUCUGGAAAUUAGGAGAUCCGUUUCCCAUACUCAGCCCAAAACAUGGGAUCUUGUCCAUUGAACAACUCAUCAGUCGGGUGGGUGUGAUUGGGGUCACCCUCAUGGCCCUGCUCUCUGGAUUUGGAGCUGUUAACUGCCCAUACACCUACAUGUCCUACUUUCUCAGGAAUGUGACAGACACGGAUAUUCUAGCCCUGGAACGCCGACUGCUUCAAACCAUGGACAUGAUCAUCAGCAAAAAGAAAAGGAUAGCCAUGGCCCGGAGAAACCUGUUCCAGAAAGGAGAGGUGAACAACAAACCGUCGGGCUUCUGGGGAAUGAUUAAGAGUGUGACCGCUUCAGCCCCAGGAAGCGAGAAUCUUACUCUCAUUCAGCAGGAGGUGGAUGCUUUGGAAGAGCUAAGUAGACAGCUUUUUCUGGAAACAGUUGAUCUCUAUGCUACAAAGGAGAGAAUAGAAUAUUCUAAAACUUUCAAAGGAAAAUACUUUAAUUUUUUAGGUUAUUUUUUCUCUAUUUACUGUGUUUGGAAAAUUUUCAUGGCAACAAUCAACAUUGUGUUUGAUCGAGUUGGGAAAACGGAUCCUGUCACAAGAGGCAUUGAGAUCACAGUGAAUUAUUUGGGAAUCCAGUUUGAUGUGAAAUUCUGGUCCCAGCACAUUUCCUUUAUCCUUGUUGGAAUAAUAAUUGUCACCUCUAUCAGAGGAUUACUGAUCACUCUUACCAAGUUCUUUUAUGCCAUUUCCAGCAGCAAGUCCUCCAAUGUUAUCGUCCUGCUGUUAGCACAGAUCAUGGGCAUGUAUUUUGUUUCGUCAGUGCUUCUCAUCCGAAUGAGUAUGCCCCUUGAGUACCGCACCAUCAUCACUGAAGUCCUUGGAGAACUGCAGUUUAACUUCUACCAUCGCUGGUUUGAUGUGAUCUUCCUGGUCAGCGCUCUUUCCAGCAUCCUGUUCCUCUACCUAGCGCACAAGCAAGCUCCUGAGAAACACAUGACACCAUGAACAGAGAAGACUCAAGCCUGUCUUAAACUGCUGAAAGCCCAAGAACGUCAGAGAGGAGGGAAACUGAAGGGGUUGAGUUUUUUAGAUGACAAAAAUGCUAUAGUGGCUUACACUGCCUCCAGCAUGUCUAUACCUCCUCCCAUAAGGAAACAGUGGUCAUUUGUGUUAUCAGGAUUGGCAGGAGAGAGGACAAGCAGAUCCAACCUUCAGGCCAUGGAACAUUUUCUGUGUGCAGUAUGGUGCCCACACCAGAAAAAUCUAAACAAGUUGAGAUCAAAGGAAAAGACACAUUGGAAAACCAAGGCAGAAGGGAUUGCAUUGUCACUAUUCUUGGGUGAUUUUUUUUUUUGUUUAAAUUCCAAUUUCAUCAAGAACAAAAAAGGGAAACUGGUAGUCAUUAAAAUGAAAGUUUUUGUGGUA
This is a messenger RNA of Vombatus ursinus (common wombat), 1925 nucleotides long. RefSeq names its product Golgi pH regulator. Gene Ontology annotation, biological process: intracellular pH reduction. Gene Ontology annotation, molecular function: voltage-gated monoatomic anion channel activity. The record is from RefSeq and is a predicted model, not a curated record. Bases 138 to 1505 code for a protein of 455 amino acids. Lineage: Eukaryota; Metazoa; Chordata; Mammalia; Diprotodontia; Vombatidae. The transcript is spliced from 14 exons. Gene Ontology annotation, cellular component: Golgi cisterna membrane.